This is a messenger RNA of Pomacea canaliculata, 371 nucleotides long. RefSeq lists its product as uncharacterized. Bases 21 to 368 code for a protein of 115 amino acids. The record is from RefSeq and is a predicted model, not a curated record. The transcript has 2 exons. Lineage: Eukaryota; Metazoa; Mollusca; Gastropoda; Architaenioglossa; Ampullariidae.
AAGCCGCCUUCCUGUGAUUUAUGGCUGGCGGCUGCAAGACAGGAUUCGUGGAAGAAAAAACGCUUAUCUUUCGAGACUUCAAACCAAUAUCAGAUUCCCUCCUCCCCAGCGUGAAGAGAGACGAGCCACACAUCAAUGACACCCGUACGCAAGGUGAUGCAUGCACGUGCGGCGAUGAGAAACACCUUGGAACUGCACGCGCAAGUGUGAUGGAGGUGUGUGAGUCUGUCAGCACCAUGCUUCCGUACACAUGCACACAUGUCAGCAUGCAGGUGCCGGCACUCACCUCGUGCUGGGGUAGGCUUGUGGCCUGCCAGCCUGCAGGUGAUGCCAGUGAUGCUGGAGAAGAAGAGAAAGACCUGAACUAGAAG